AUGGCCGUCCCACCUAAAUUCGCCGGGCAUCGCCUCGUUUUCCCCUCUCACCAAAGCAAUGCUCAAGCCCCCUUCGAAGUACCCCUCCACACUUUGGAAUUCUACAUUGACUACGUCUGUCCUUACUCUGCCAAACUCUUCAAGUCCCUCACUAGCAACGUCCUCCCGUUCCUUCGCACCAACCCGGAGUACGGCAACAAAGUCCAGCUGAUCCUGCGACCACAAAUCCAGCCAUGGCACCCGUCCUCAACCCUAGUCCACGAGGCCGCACUCGCCGUACAGCGGAUCCUCAGCGACAAGGCGCCCGAUCAAUUCUGGAAUUUUGCGCAACGGCUGUUCCAGGACCAGGCCGCCUACUUUGACGAGGCCGUCGUGGACGAGACGCGCAACGACACGUACCGACGCCUAACCAAACUCGCCGAGGAGACGGUUGCUAUCGAUGCGGGCGAGGUGUUUAAGCUGUUGCAGAUCAGCGGCAAGGAGAAAGAGGAGGCAGCCAGGAAUGCGGGCAAUGCCGUGACCGCGGAUGUGAAGUACAUUGUCAAGACGGCUCGGCUAACGGGCGUGCAUGUCACGCCGACAGUGUUGUUCAAUGGGGUGGUGGCGAACGAGAUUAGCAGUAGCUGGGGCCCAACUGAGUGGCUGAAGUAUUUGCAGGAGAACAUCGUCUAA
This is a messenger RNA of Dichotomopilus funicola, 672 nucleotides long. RefSeq lists its product as uncharacterized. Bases 1 to 672 code for a protein of 223 amino acids. The record is from RefSeq and is a predicted model, not a curated record. NCBI's taxonomy places the organism in Eukaryota, Fungi, Ascomycota, Sordariomycetes, Sordariales, Chaetomiaceae. The transcript has 2 exons.